Messenger RNA from Vombatus ursinus (common wombat), 2421 nucleotides. It is a transcript of the gene OGFOD1, whose product is annotated as 2-oxoglutarate and iron dependent oxygenase domain containing 1. The transcript has 13 exons. Gene Ontology annotation, molecular function: iron ion binding; peptidyl-proline dioxygenase activity; L-ascorbic acid binding. Lineage: Eukaryota; Metazoa; Chordata; Mammalia; Diprotodontia; Vombatidae. The coding region runs from base 86 to 1717 and encodes 543 amino acids. Gene Ontology annotation, cellular component: cytoplasm. The record is from RefSeq and is a predicted model, not a curated record. Gene Ontology annotation, biological process: regulation of translational termination; peptidyl-proline hydroxylation.
UAGUAUCAGUGAGAGCUACGCAUUUGCAGCAUGGCGCGCGACUCGUAGCAGCCUCCCAGUUUGGGAGGCAAAGCAACCCAAAGGUAUGAGCGGGAAACGGCGCGCGGAUCUGGGACCUGUCUCGGAGGGAAAGAAGAAGGGGAAGCGGGAGUUGACAGGGGAGUUCUCGGCCGCUAUCCGUGAGGAGUUGCUGAAAAAGCAGGUGGCUGAGGCCUGGAGCCGGAGGACUAGAUUCAGCCACGAUGCUAUAGUCAUGGAUCCAGAGCCUUUCCAUCACUGUGUGAUCCCAAACUUCAUCCAGUGCCAGACUUUCUUGGAAGGACUUCAGAAGGAACUUUUGGAUUUGGAUUUCCAUAAGAAAUGCAAUGAUUUGUACAAAUUCAAACAGUCAGAUGAUCUGAAGAAUAGAGACGAACUUCACAUUUCUGCUUUAAGGAAAGUUUUGUUUGAAGAUUUCCGGAGAUGGCUUUCUGACAUUGCUAAGAUAGACUUGGAAUCAACCAUUGAUAUCUCCUGUGCUAAGUAUGAGUAUACAGAUGUCCUGCUAUGCCAUGAUGAUGAACUAGAGGGAAGAAGAAUUGCUUUCAUUCUUUAUCUCGUUCCUCCUUGGGACAAGAGCCUUGGUGGUACCUUGGACCUGUAUAGUACAGAUGAACAUUUCCAGCCGAAGCAGAUUGUUAAGUCUCUCAUCCCCUCUUGGAACACCUUGGUUUUCUUUGAAGUGUCUCCAGUAUCCUACCACCAGGUGUCUGAAGUUCUAUCUGAAGGAAAAUGUCGACUGUCUGUAAGUGGCUGGUUUCAUGGCCCUCCUCAGACAAGACCUUCAAGCUAUUUUGAGCCCCUUUUACCUCGUAGCCCUCACAUUCCACGAGAUAGUGAAAUUUUGUUUGAAUGGAUUAAUCCAAUCUAUAUGGACAUUGAUUCCCAGGCUCAAAUUCAAGAGGAAUUUGAGGAGCGAUCUGAAAUUCUGCUGAAGGACUUUUUCAAGCCUGAAAAAUAUGAAGAGAUAUGUGAGGCUUUGGAGAAAGAAGAUCUAGAAUGGAGCCAACGAGGUCCCCCCAACAAAAGGUUUUAUGAAAAAGCUGAGGAAGAGAAGCUUCCAGAUGUCUUGAGGCACUGCAUGGAGUUAUUUCGUUCUGAGGCCCUGUUCUUGCUGCUGUCCAACUUCACAGGCCUGAAGCUUCAUUUCCUAGUCUUUUCAGAUGAGGAAGAUGAGGAUGAUGAGGAGCACACAGAAGAUAAUGAAGAAGAAAGCAGAAAGAUUAGCCAUGUUUCUUCCAAACCAGAAAACUAUCAAGAGGCUGGUGGCCACACAAGCCAGCAGAGCAAGACGGAAACAGCCCUACAACCAGAGAAGGAAAAGGCAAAGAAUAAAUCAAGUGUCCCCAAAUGCACUGGGGAGCUGAGGCAUUGGAAGAAUGGUCAUUACAGUCUAGUGCAUGAUACCAAAAAUACUGAAUUUGCCUUGGACCUGCUUUUCUACUGUGGCUGUAAAGGAUGGAAAACAGAAUAUGGUGGCUUUACUUCCUAUAUUGCCAACGGUGAAGAUGAAGAGCUCCUAACAGUGACUCCAGAAGAGAAUUCAUUGGCAUUGGUUUAUAGAGAUCGAGAAACUGUAAAAUUCGUCAAGCAUAUUAACCACCAAAGCUUAGAGCAGAAGAAAACUGGCCAGGACAGAACAGGUUUCUGGGACUUUUCCUUUGUCUACUAUGAAUGACUGGACUGUGCCAAAGGUAAAUGAAAGAGGAAUGCUUCGUUGGACCAGAAAGGAAAAUGGGACAAGAGCAUGAAUCAAAGCAUAUUAACAGGGUCUCAUACCAAUCAGGAUUUUUAAAGUUGUGUGCUGAGUAUUCUUUUAAUAGGGAAAUUUAUUAACCUGUCUUAAUCAGUCUGAAUCUGAAUGCUCAGCUUAGAACUCUAGUCUAAGGGACUUAUCUCUUGAUGUUUUUAAAAGGAGUAUUGGAGGGCUUCAGUUUUCCUCAUCAGUGCUUCAGUGAUUCUUUGCCUCAGUAGAACUGAAUGAAACUGGACGUGGCCAGUACUGAAUCCCGUUGUCCUUUCCAAACCACAUCAGUGCACAUUACUACAGACUCUGGGACCCUGUUUUUGCCAUAUACCUAUCAACAAGCACUUGAGCAAACAUUUAUUAAAUACCUAAUAUAUACUGUACUGUACUGUACUAUUUUCAGAGACUAGUUCCAGUCCUCAAGGAGUUCUUGUACAGGUAUAUAAAUAAAAGGAGUACAGAGGGAUGGGAGUGCUUUCUGCUUUGAGUUGGGUUUCUGGCAUGAUUUAAAUCUAGUAGUUCUUCUUGCUGUAGGUAUGACCAUUUGAUAUUGAAUUAGAGCAGGUGGUGGUCCUGAUCAAGGACGUCAUCGUCAUCAUUAUUAUUAUUAUUACUAUAAAGAAAUCCUGAAAAUA